AUGAAUAUUGAAAGAGAUAAUUUUUCAGGAGUCAUCAGUAUCAGACCAACAGCUUUAAUCACACAGUUAAACAUUCAUGAGAUUUUAAGAAAGUCUCAGUUUGUGUGCCUUUGUGAAGAGUUGACGAGAAUGAAAACAUGUUUACGAAGGAUACUCUUAAAUGGACUUACGCUUAAAGUAUAA
Molecule: messenger RNA, 183 nt
Organism: Clunio marinus
Lineage: Eukaryota; Metazoa; Arthropoda; Insecta; Diptera; Chironomidae
Source: the annotation of a GenBank genome assembly